Anolis sagrei ordinatus is the source of this 1311-nucleotide messenger RNA. RefSeq lists its product as uncharacterized. Gene Ontology annotation, molecular function: ribonucleoside-diphosphate reductase activity, thioredoxin disulfide as acceptor. Gene Ontology annotation, biological process: deoxyribonucleotide biosynthetic process. NCBI's taxonomy places the organism in Eukaryota, Metazoa, Chordata, Lepidosauria, Squamata, Anolidae. The record is from RefSeq and is a predicted model, not a curated record. Gene Ontology annotation, cellular component: cytosol.
AUGGCUUUUAUUCACGGAUGUUCUGAAGAGUGCACCAAAUCCGAACUUGAUUUGUUUCACAUAGGGCCUACACAAACUAGUAUUGAGAGAAGCCUUUAUAUUGAAGUUCCACCAUUAACCGCUCUCACAGAAUCCUCACCCUUGGACUUUUUUAUUGCCGGAAAUGGCGAAGACUAUAUGGAUCUCAACAACACGCUUUUAUAUCUGACGUGCAAAGUGGUGAAUGAAGACGGAACAAACCUGGCUAACGGGGCAGCGGUAGGUCUCGUGAAUUACCCGAUAGCCUCCAUUUUCAGCCAGUUAGAUGUGACUUUAGGGGACCGACUCAUCAGCCAAAGUAACAACUGCUAUCCUUACAGAGCAUACAUUGAAUCCGUGCUGAACUAUUGCGAAGACACACUAGCCACGCAAUUUACGGCUGGGGCUUUUUAUAAAGACAAUGCAGGGGAACACGAGAUUACGGGUCUGGAUGGGGCAAAUAAAGGUUUUAGCAAAAGAGCAUUCCUGGGAGCUGGUAGUAAAAAAAUAGACUUGAUGGGGCAUCUCCAUGCUGACUUGUUUUUCCAAGAAAAACUGCUGCUGAACGGUGUUGAUGUGAAAAUUAAACUCACCCGCAAUAAAGAUGCCUUCUGCUUAAUGAGCAACGAUGCAAACAGGCAUUACAAAUUACAGAUUUUAUCAGCCUCCCUCUUUGUCAAAAAAGUGAAAUUGACACCAGGCGUCCGCCUAGGACACGCUGAAGCCCUCCUGACAUCUAAUGCCAAAUACCCGGUGGACCGUGUAAGCAUGAAAGUAUUCAGCAUACCGGUAGGGAGCCGUGUCUCCAAUCAAGAGAACCUGUUUUUGGGACAACUUCCUAAGCAGGUGGUGCUAGGACUCGUUGAUAACGAUGCUUUCAGCGGAUCAUACACUAAAAACCCUUUCAACUUUAAGCAUUAUGACAUCAAUUUUGCAGCACUCUACUUGGAUGGUGAGCAGUAUCCUAUGAAACCAUUUCAACCCAAUUUUGAAGAGGAUAAUUGUGUGAGAGAAUAUAUGAGUUUAGUCCAGACCGCUGGCAAACACAUGAGAGACAGUGCAGUUUUAAUUAACCGUGAGGAGUAUGCAAAAGGCUACACACUCUUUGCAUUUGACCUGACUCCGGAUCAAGAAUGUGCAGACCAUUACUCGCUGAUUAAAACUGGAAACCUGAGGGCAGAGCUGCGUUUCGCCAAGCCUCUACCAACAACCGUCAAUAUGGUGGUUUACGGCGUUUUUGACAACGUGAUAGAAAUAAAUCACAGGAGAAACGUCUUGUUUGAUUAUAUGUGA